AUGGCGAUCAAGGCCAAGUACAAGGUGCAGAAGAACUGGAUGGGUGAUCCAUGCUUUCCCAAGACUAUGAUGUGGGAUAGUCUGAAUUGCAGCUAUGCCACUGCCAGCCCUCCAAGGAUCACAAGCAUAAAUCUGUCAUCCAGUGGCUUGAAUGGUGAUAUAUCGUCUUCGUUUGCAAAUCUCAAGGCUCUCGAAUACUUGAAUUUGUCAAACAACAAUUUGACAGGCUCAAUUCCAGAUUCCCUUUCACAAUUACAGUCCUUGACAGAUAUAGAUUUGUCUGGCAACCGGCUCAAUGGAUCGGUUCCCUCUGGACUUCUCAAAAGAAUUCAAGAUGGGUCCCUGAAUCUAAGACAUGGCAACAAUCCAAACCUUUGUACCGGCGACAACACAUGUCAGCUUGCUGCUAAACGGAGGAGCAAACUGGCCAUCUAUGUUGUUGUCCCCUUACUUGUCAUUGUUGUGAUAGUAUCUGUGGCAGCCCUAGUCUUGUUCUUGCUAAGACGACGAAAGCAGCCACAAGGGUCAAUGGACAAUAUGGUGACAAUAAAGCCGCAGAAUGAGGAGGAAAUGCCAACGAGCCAUGCUGGUGCUAAUUAUUCGCUGCGACUAGACCACAACCUCCGGUUCACGUACAAGGAACUCAAGAUGAUAACCAAUGGCUUUGAACGGGUGCUUGGCCAAGGAGGCUUCGGUCGCGUCUAUGAUGGCUUCCUGGAGGAUGGUACACAAGUGGCGGUGAAGUUGCGGUCUCAUUCCUCCAAUCAAGGCGUCAAAGAGUUUCUCGCAGAGGCUCAGAUUCUAACCCGGGUUCAUCACAAGAAUCUGGUGACCAUGAUUGGUUACUGCAAGGAUGGGGAGUAUAUGGCUCUUGUGUAUGAGUACAUGUCACAAGGAACCCUGCAAGAGCACAUUGCAGGAAGUGGCCAAAGUUUACCUUGGCGGCAGAGGCUUCGAAUAGCAGUUGAAUCUGCACAAGGCUUGGAGUAUCUGCACACGGCUUGCAACCCACCUCUUAUCCAUAGGGAUGUUAAGGCCACAAACAUCUUGUUGAAUGCUAGACUUGAGGCCAAGAUCACAGAUUUUGGCCUGUCCAAGGCCUUCGAUCGCCACAAUAGAAAUUACAUUUCAACAAAUACGCUUGUUGGUACACCUGGAUAUGUUGAUCCAGAAUACCAGGCAACUGUGCAACCCACGACCAAGAGCGAUGUGUACAGCUUUGGUGUGGUACUGCUAGAGCUGGUCACUGGGAAGCCAGCCAUCCUCUCAGAGCCAGAGCCCACAAACAUUAUUCAUUGGGUGCGCCAGCGGCUAGCAAGAGGCAACAUUGAGGGAGUGGUAGACGCACGAAUGCAUGGCGGUUACAAUGUCAACAGCGUGUGGAAGGUGGCGGAGAUCGCACUCAAAUGCUCCGCGCAGGCAUCAGCACAGCGACCUAGCAUGGCCGACGUUGUGGCACAACUACAGGAGUGUGUAUUGCUCGAGGAGGGCCGCACCCCUGACUUCAACACCGGUGGCAGCAACAGUGAUUACUCGAGCUGGAAUUAUAAUGCCUGUACCAGUGGGCAAUCCACUGUUGUGAGUAGGAAUGAUGCAUUUGGGACGGAACUAAGGACGCCAACGGUGGGUCUUGGUCUAGCUCCUGCUACACGUUGA
Molecule: messenger RNA, 1656 nt
Organism: Triticum turgidum subsp. durum (durum wheat)
Lineage: Eukaryota; Viridiplantae; Streptophyta; Magnoliopsida; Poales; Poaceae
Source: the annotation of a GenBank genome assembly